Molecule: messenger RNA, 381 nt
Organism: Spizellomyces punctatus DAOM BR117
Lineage: Eukaryota; Fungi; Chytridiomycota; Chytridiomycetes; Spizellomycetales; Spizellomycetaceae
Exons: 2
Coding region: 1-381 (126 amino acids)
Source: RefSeq, a predicted model, not a curated record
AUGCGAACCAUCUUCUCCAUCCUCUUGGCUAGCGUAUUGAUGGGAAGCGUUUGGGGGUUCCCCCAAAAUGUCGAGAUUGCCGGUCCAGGAACUACAACCACUCACCCGGCUCCAAUCGGCGGAGAAGCUCCCAGCGGUGCACCCAUGGUAGCAGGUCCAGGCGGCGGUUCAGGCGGCGGCGACGGCGGUAGUGGUGGAGGAGGUGGAGGCAGUCCUACCGCCCCUUUCCCAUCGUUUGAAGCAUUCCCUUCGUUUGCGGUUCCGGCUCCGGCGCCUUCGGGGGCAGGUUUUGAUGUUGCUGGGCCUGGUGGUACGUCUGUGCACCCGAGUGAGAUAGCCACGGCUCAUCCGAGUGCUGCUGCGCAUCCUACGGCAGCGUAA